AUGAAGUGGUGUAAAUUUAUUGCUGUGGCUUUGAUGAGUCUUCUGAUCACAUUGGCUUACGUUGAGGCGGCAGGUGAGUGUGGUCGGAUGCCCAUUGGUCAAGCUGCGGCUAGCCUAAGCCCGUGUUUGGCUGCUACAAAGAACCCAAGAGGUAAGGUUCCACCGGUUUGUUGUGCCAAAGUUGGUGCUCUCAUUAGAACCAACCCUCGUUGUCUUUGUGCUGUCAUGCUCUCACCUUUGGCCAAGAAAGCUGGAAUCAAUCCUGGAAACGCAGUCGCUGUUCCUAAACGCUGUAACAUCCGCAACCGCCCCGCUGGCAAACGAUGUGGACGUUACGUUGUUCCAUGA
Molecule: messenger RNA, 348 nt
Organism: Eruca vesicaria subsp. sativa (arugula)
Lineage: Eukaryota; Viridiplantae; Streptophyta; Magnoliopsida; Brassicales; Brassicaceae
Source: the annotation of a GenBank genome assembly